AUGCCGCCAACUUCACUCUCUGAUGGGUCGCGCCUAAUGGUCGGAGACGACCUAGAGAAUAUAGAGAUGAUGAACGGCAUGAUUGGCCUAUUGCGGUCAGACAUUAGCGUGGGGGAAAGCGUGAGAGGCAGUAUGGGCGGCGGAGUGUGGGCGGUGUGGGCGGUGAUGGCGACAUCAAUCACCCACGUGACGGGCCAAUUUCUCAUCAACCUGGAUGCAGAGUCAGACACCGCAGACGCCCGCGCGCUGAGGAGGAACACCGCUGCCGCAGACGCUGCCAACGGUUUCCUGGCGGACACUCCCAAGUCAGACCAGGAGGGCGCUGCUGCUCUCCUGUCCAGGCGGCCUGUAGGCCCUAGUGACACCCCUGUGGUCAAGCCCCACUAUCCUCCUGAGGGACCCGCAGGUGAAGACAUCCCGGGGGUGAUGACCCAGUACUCUCUGCCUCCUGACGGCGGCGCUGAAGGCCACAGGGUAAUGGCGCCGCAGUUUGCAUUCCCCAAGGGUGUGCCUGUCGACCUGAACGACACUUCAGGUAAUACUGGAGUCGACGCCCCGGUUUCGCGCUCCCAGGUGACAGGAAAGACCACAACUGACGAGGGAAGUGUCCCCAGCACCUCGGUGUUACCUACAGCAGUGGCUGAUGGCGACACACACACCCUCACUCGUCGUCCCAAAGACACCACCGUGACUGACGAAGGCGACGACGUGGCCUCAGAAGAAGCGGUUGGGGGUUCUCAAGGGCCUUCUGCCGAGUCUCCUACACAGGGUACCAACGAUUUCCGCCUCCUGAAGCCCGCCUCGACACUGGAGAUGAUGGUCAUGUCCAAGUUUGGUACGAAAAGAGGAGCCUCUCAAGAGAACUGGACGUCGCCUGACCCGGAGGAGGACUCGACACAGAGGAUCAACUCUCUCUCUUACUACGAGGACGACCUCGACCACCAGAACUACGACGAUUAUUACUGGGACCAUCAGGGCGACGUAGCCCACUCCAACACAGAGAGCAGACUAGCGGGCGAUGGGGAGGCGGGGAAGGCCUCUGAAGAGCCAGCUGGCUCCAACUCCCCUCCAGAGAGUCGGUAUCCGGCCACACCACAACGGCCUCAGCAGUAUUCCGGUCAGCAACCCAGACCAGAUUAUCAAGAUUACCAGAGAUACCUGUCAACAACACAGCAGCAGCAGCAGCAGCAGCACGCUCUGCUGCGGAGACACCCUCAGCACUACCCCCCACAUCAGCAACCUCACCUCUACUCUCAGCAGACUCUGCAUUUAGCCCGACAGGCUCAGCCUCUGACUCAGCAGAAUCUGCACUCAACCCAGCGUCUGACUCAGCCUUCAACCCAGCGUCUGACUCAGCCUUCGGGCCAGCGUCUGACCCAGCCUUCGGGCCAGCGUCUGACCCAGCCUUCGGCCCAGCAGUCCCAGUACCUGGCCCAGCAGCUGUACCGCCUCACACACCACCCGCAGGCGCAUCACAUCGUGCAGCAGCUUGUCCAAGAAGAUCCGGAGAUGCAGACGUUCAUGAAGCAACUGCUGCAACAGCACGCUCCCACGAGGGACAUGCCAUACCUUCAGCAACAAAGCUUCCCCCAGCAGCAGAGUCUUCUGAAUCAGCAGAGUUUUUCGCAGCAGCUACAGAAUAUUCGUCAGCAACAGUCUUAUCCACAGCACCAAUUGAGUCUUCCACAGCAGCCGAAUCACCCACAGCAGCUGAAUCACCCACAGCAACAGAACCUCCCCCAACAGCUGAAUCACCCACAGCAACAGAACCUCCCCCAACAGCUGAAUCAUCCACAGCAACAGAACCUCCCCCAACAGCUGAAUCAUCCACAGCAACAGAACCUCCCCCAACAGCUGAAUCACCAACAGCAACAGAACCUCCCCCAACAGCUGAAUCACCAACAGCAACAGAACCUCCCCCAACAGCUGAAUCACCCACAGCAACAAGGUCUCCUGGAGCGUCCACAAGACAAGUCUCCAGAGCAGUUCUUCCAGCUUCCCCCGGCCACCCACCACCACCACAAGAACCAGGUCGACACCUUCAACAUCGUCAUCACCAAGAACCUGACGGGCGGACAGUCUCAACCCUCCAUCCAAUUCCUCUCAGACGCCACGGUGGACGCCAUGCUGCUCAAUACCAGCAUCGACUCCGUCACCAACGUCAAGGAUCUGAAGGGCGUCGUCCGUAACGCCGUCACCCACGCUCUCGCUUCCCGCCCUGUGGCCAUCCAAGAAGCCCUGGCUCAGGUGGUGGAGAGCCCGGGCCACGAGCCAACAGUGAAUGUGGUCAACUCAACCAUCCCGGACCUGGGAGAGCUGGAGGCCACCAUCAACAACCUGCUGGGGUCCAGCGUGGUGUACAACGAGACCGGUAAAGCCAACACGGUCGUCGGCUACAUCCCCCACCCGAAGGGCUCCGUCGUCAACAGGCUCCUCAACAACACCAUUGGUGUCGAUAAUGUCAACAUCAACUCCACUUCCAAGACCAAUGUUGUCAAUAUUUUCAUUAUCAACAUCAUCGGGGGAGUGAGUGGGGUCGGUGAUGAUGCUGGUCGGCCUCCGGCCUCCCUGCCACAGAUGGUUUCAGGUCAGGUUACCAAUAUCAAGAGGCCACUAUCGUCAGCGCCUUCUUCGCUAGGUCCAUCCGAACCUUCAUUAAUCUCCACGUCAGCUAGCAGCGAGACUUCUGAAGUGGAUUCUGAACUUGUUAAUGGAUUUAACGCGCCAAUGCCGCGACCACAGGGACAGCUGCCUCUCAAACCUCCUAAAGUUGGCUUCCCUACGAUACCAUUACAUUCUCCAUUUCCAACACCUGAAUCAACAUCUACUUCACUUAUUUCUCAUUUAGGGGUAUCCCCAGGACCUCCAUCACCUCCGCCAGUGGUGUCAAUACCUUCCACUCCUGUUCCCGUGACGGGAGAGCGUCCCGGCGCCAUUACGAGUUCUCAUCCUGCCAAUCCUGAUGGAAUCCUCCUCAACAAUAAUCAGGUUCUUAACCUCCUACCAGAGUUCAUCCGAGCUACCACCAUUCCACCAGUCGUGCCCCUCUACAACAUUUCAUUACACCAAAUAUUGGGCAAGAAACCUUCUGUUCUUGGUCUUCUGCCUAACAGAGUCUUCGAGAUUAUCAGGCCUCACAUAGAGCCUUCAGAUAACAGCACCUAUGGCGGCCUCAUCCGUAAGGUAGCUGUGGGUAACCUGACCAGCUACUUCCCUCCCAAUUCUCCACCAGAACUUGAACUCGAUGGCGUAAGGUCGGAGAUCAACAAACUAACUCCUCCACACGCCCUGUACCAGUACCCAACACGCUUCCCUCCCCCCGACCCCAUACCUAGUAAUCCUUUCCCCUUCCAAUAUAACUAUCCUACGCGUUACUCCGUCGAGUCCUCAAAUCGACGGCGCCCAGUCCUCUACUCAUCGAACCCAAACAUCCCAGUAAUGCCUGCAAAUGUGUUGGCUCGCAGCCCGAAUCCUCAGCGAAGCCCCUUGCCCGUCCAGAACCCCACGCAGGACACCUCUAACGUCAACAAGCAGCAACAGGGCCAACAUGAGGUCAACCUUCUCACUAUCACAGGGAACAACAAUAAAAAUAACAGUCAGGAAUCUAUUGCUCGAAGUUCCUCUGGUUCAACUGAACCGGUGGCAGAAGAACAGGUAACAUUUCCAGAGCCUGCAAGGGAAGAAUCAGCCAGUAAACCAAAAAGCAACACGAAAACCAAUAAGAAAAAGGAGAAAAACACAUCCCCAUCCAUCAAGGACAUGGCUGCAGACGUUGUGGCCUCUGCAGGGAGCCAGAUGGAUAACUUGAUGAAGGCCGUCGCCAUUGGAGCCUUGCCAAGUGGGAUCGCCUUUGCUUCCGCCCUCUGGCCGUACUGGGCACCUCUGGUCCUCGGAAGAAGGCGCCGACGCGACCUAAGUCCCCACGAAGAGGAUAUUUCGCGGGCUACAAUCUCUCAGGACUGGCUCAGCAUCCUGACAGGAAUGAAAUACAAGGGAGCCGGGACUGAAUUCCCUGCAGCCUGGGACAGGAGGAAGAACAGGCCUUCCUUCAAGAAGCAGAAUGCCUCUUCCAUAUCUCGCCCAGCGUCAACACAAGAAUCAGCAUUUCCUAGGGAAGGUUCAAUAGCUAUUAAAGAAUCACUACAAACAGACAGCAACAAGAUGAAGAGCGAGUUAAAACGAGUUCAAACGAAUUCAGAAUCUGAGUCCAACGAACCUUCAUCUCUGAAUCCUGAUACAGACACCGAAGACAUUAUAAGAACCACAGAGAAAGCCACAACAGUGAAGCGCUCCAGCCCUAUGAAUUCCAUCAUAUCAACGACUGAAGCCAAUUUAAACAACUCAAUUGCCCACAUGAUGUCGUCAUUGACCUCUGGGAGUGUGGAGCCUGUAGUGUACCCAGUCCUCGUCGACACCACCACCACCACCACCACAGAGAACAAGCAAGAUGACUCUCCAGCAGAUGUGGCUCUCGUCUCUAAUUUCCUCUAUUCUGCUCUUAAUGACUGGACAAAUGGGGAAAAUCCUCUAGUGUCUGAGAAUAUUCUCCUGGAGCCUGAAGACGACCUGCCGCCACCUUCCGCUGACAGCUACAUGGACAUCGAACUGAACACGGAUCCUCCCAGGGAAAGAAUUAAUAUAACAAAUAGCCCAAUAUUUAUCUUAAGAGUAACACCCAAUAGAAUCGAUUCCACUACUUCUCAGUCUAUUCCUGAACGACCCACCACUAUUCUCACACGUUUUCCCGCCAGAACGACCUCGGGUACAACCGCGUCGCCACCUGACCAGACAGUGGGUAGUGUAGGUAGCGAGAAGUAUCCUGACCUGUUCCUGAAUACCAUUACCCUUCUCUCACAGCCCCCUGACCAGAAUAGUUUGGGCAUCUCUCUGCUGCCAGAAUGGUUCGGUAGACCUUCAACUACAUCCACAUCUGUUACGACUUCAAAUUCAAUGGCAACGACAAGGAGGCCAUUCACGACGACCACCGUAUCAAGAGAGCCAGCAAGGACGACGACUCCUUCAACGAUGACAUCGUUCUGGACGACGACGCCGUGGAGAAAAACGGUUCCACAAAGAAGAAUAACUACUCCAACACCAAGCACCUCACGACAACCACCAACGACUACCCCACCACCACCAACAACAACGACCAGUAAAAUGAUAAGUACCUCACCAGCAACAACCCAACCACCACCACCAACUAUCUCAUCAACAACCGCACCUCCACCACUAAAAUCAUCCACGCAAACACCUACAACAACCACCACGUCACCAACAACAACAACCACGUCACCAACAACAACAACCACCUCACCUACGACCACCACCACUUCAACAACCACCACCGCCACCACCUCACCAACAACCACAACCACCACCACCACACCAACAACAACAUUUACACCUGAUUCACCUGCAGCUCUAAGAACCGCCGCCCCUGCAACCCCGACACCCACAACCACCACAACCACCACCACCACAACCACUACCACGCAGCCUCCGGGUUUCUUCGACUCGAUCUCUUCGGUCAUCGACGCCUCUGACCAUCAGCUGCGCAAUGCCGUUGGCUUCGUGGGGUCCGUAGCCGUGUACGGGGCCGCCGCUCUCCUACCGCUCUGGCUCCCAAUCGUCCUGGGCAAGAGACGAAGACGAAAUCUGCUGGAGGAGGAGGAAGAUGAACUUCAAGAGAUCCUCGGCGCCGUAAAGAUGACCCAUCGCGCUCCUUCGGUAGCUCGCGCGCCUACCAAAAGUGUAACAAGAACCAAGAAAUCCAGAAGGCGGGAACGUCAGUCUCCUGGUGGCGAAUCCGACGGUAAGACCUUGGAGCUCUACAAGCAGUUUCCUUCCUUAAAGAAACUUGCUGUCUACUUGAAGAAGGAUUUACAAAAUCGGGAAAAAGGUAAAUGAGAAAAAUGCGAGUGUGAAUAUCCAAUAUUCUGAAGCGUUUUGACGAGCUCAAACAAAAAAUAGUAAUAUGCAUUUUAUAACUGAACAAAAAUCUACUCAGUAAAUAUACAAAACUGCAGCAUAAUACGCGAACUUCAUUGUAAUUGAUAAGUAACUUAUUGUACCAUAUGUGUUAGUAUUGAAUAGUCUGAUUAAUAGGUAGUGAUCUCUUGGAAAACUUACACUAUGAAAAGAUAGAAAGUAAUUAGUUCCUAGGGAAAGAUACAGAGUAAUUAGUUCCUAGAGCACUUAUGAAAGGACAUUAUUCUUUAGACACUUUUACAUUAUAAAACCAUUUAAAGGUGAGAAGACUUUUAUUGUAACUAUAGAAAUGUAUUAUUAGAUUUUGAUUAAGGUGUCUCUUAAUUCUUAAUUUAUUUAAUUGGUGUAUAAGUUAACAAACGUAAUCACAUAGAAACGAGUUCGUUCCACAUAGGACAUGAACUCUUUCCUGCUGGAACCCCUCAUAUUUAUCCCCCCAAAGUUGUUGCUGUUGUUAUAGAUUCAGCUACUCGAAACAAAAGUUCCAAGUAGCACGGGCUAUGGCGAGCCCGUAGUGAAAUAUUUCCCCAAAGAAUCAAAUUUUCUAAAUCCUGGAAGACUGCAUCUAUCCAUGAACAAAAAACCUGUUUUGGUUUUCCGUUUUCUACAAAAGACACGAGUACUUCUCUCCCUGCUGGAAGAGCACGCGGGUCCCACCUCAGCUUCGAAUAACCUCUGGCUAACUUUCCGUUAUAUCCGUGUCGAGGGAACUGGUCAACAGUGCGUCAACACGGAAGCGCAGAGAGAUGCGUGCACUGGGCCUGUAUUUCCGUGUUCGAGACCAGACCACACACUAGAAAGUGAAGGAACGACGACGUUUCGGUCCGUCCAUUCUCAAGUCGAUUUUGACAAUCGACUUGAGAAUGGUCCA
Molecule: messenger RNA, 6859 nt
Organism: Procambarus clarkii (red swamp crayfish)
Lineage: Eukaryota; Metazoa; Arthropoda; Malacostraca; Decapoda; Cambaridae
Source: RefSeq, a predicted model, not a curated record